ACCUGUCCGUGUAGUUCCUAUUAGUAGUUCCUGGUAGCACAGUCCAGAAGCACACACUGUACAGACUGUUGUUUUCCUCAGAACUGAAGCUGAACGCUCCUUUUAUUUGAGCUAAAAUGUUCAGAGGUCUCGGAACGUGGCUGGGUUUGGAGACCCCGACGUACACGAAGACGUGUGAUGAUCCGGAGCCGCUGAGCGUGGAGCAGGAAGAGAAGGUGGUGGAGGCACAAAACGAGGUAAACAAACAGCAACCAGCUGACCAGGCUGCGGAACCAGAGGCCAAGCAGGACGACUCUGAGCUGGGAAAGGGGCUGGGAGACUAUAUCUUCAGUUUUGCCACCAGUGCCACCAAGAAGAUCUCAGACUCAGUGGUAGAGACCGCUCAGACCAUCAAGAAGAGUGUGGAAGAGGGGAAAAUCGACGGCAUCAUAGACAAGACAUUUCUAGGAGACUUCCAGAAAGAGCAAGAGAAGUUUGUCCAAGAAAAAAAGUCCAAAAGAUCAGAAGUAGCAGUGCCUCCCUGGGUUGGCUACAAUGAGGAAGAGACGAUCCAGCAGCAGAUCCUCGCCCUGUCAGCUGACAAGAGGAACUUCUUGCGAGACCCCCCUGCUGGCGUUCAGUUCCACUUUGACAUGGAGCAGAUGUAUCCUCUGGCUUCAGUGAUGCUGGAGGAAGACCAACUCCUCAACCGCAUGCGCUUCGACCUGGUCCCCAAACACGUGAAGGAGGAGGUUUUCUGGAGGAACUACUUCUACCGGGUGUCUCUGAUCAAGCAGUCGGCUCAGCUCACAGCAUUGGCAGCGCAACAGCAGCAGGAUGGCGAGGACAGAGGGGCCAGUGUUUCACCUGAGGACGUAGUGUUAACAGACAAUGUCAGACCAAAAACGCCACCUGUUUCAAUCAGCGACAUAAAGAAGCCACCUCAGGAAGAAGAGGAGGAGAUGUCAACGAGUCCCGGAGUGUCCGAGUUCGUGAGCGACGCUUUCGACUCGACGGCCAUCAACCAGGAGGACCUGAGGAAAGAGAUGGAGCAGCUGGUGCUGGAUAAGAAGGACAGCCUGCCCUCUCCUGAUGAGGACUCAGCCGACUGGGAGAAGGAGCUGCAGCAGGAGCUCCAGGAGUACGAGGUGGUGACCGAGUCAGACAACAAAGACGACCAGUGGGAUCAAGAAAUCGAGAAGAUGCUUCAGGCUGACGAAAGCUAGACAACCACCUGCUUGUCUGUCGGCUUUACAGGCAGUGAUCUGGCCCAGAGUGGAUGACGAGUGAACAGUGAUGCACAAGAGGAUUAACUUUACAUAUCCUCGACUCCAACCCCCUGACUCAGUGCCCAGUGUGUUUACUGUCUUGUAAACUUUCCCCCUGUACCUGAUGAAGGUGUAGAUAUGGUAACAGUGAGAGUUUAUUACCUCUGCUGGAAGCAGGCGUGUUAGUGAAGUGCUAUUUCUAAGUUAGUUUUGCCUACCUGCUUUCCCUUAACUGUUCUCUUUUUUGGCUGGGAAGGGGAAAAGCCGCUAGAGGGCGCUCCAGUACAAGCGUCAUGAAUUUAAUGAUGGACGGGGCAUGUUUUUGAAAUCACAGAUCUGCAUUUCCACUGCUGCUCAUUGGUGGACUGUACAGUAAAGGCUUAUAGUAUAGAUAUAGCACAUUAAAGUCAAAUGUAAAGUUCCAUUUAUGUAAAUAAAGAGGAUUCUAACACUAUACUCUAAUUCAAGUCGCAUUUCCCUGUCAUUACUUCUACCUGUCCUUUUACAUUUUGUAUCACAUUUUCACAAACUUGUAUGUGCAUGUCUGCAUUACAACUGACAUACUGUACAUUCUGUUUUUUUCUGUCUUUAAUAAAUAUUUAUCUGUUA
Molecule: messenger RNA, 1856 nt
Organism: Scomber japonicus (chub mackerel)
Lineage: Eukaryota; Metazoa; Chordata; Actinopteri; Scombriformes; Scombridae
Product: synapse-associated protein 1-like
Exons: 9
Coding region: 117-1205 (362 amino acids)
Cellular component (GO): cytoplasm; synapse
Source: RefSeq, a predicted model, not a curated record